This is a messenger RNA of Vigna unguiculata (cowpea), 1792 nucleotides long. Its product is annotated as purple acid phosphatase 15-like. Gene Ontology annotation, molecular function: metal ion binding; acid phosphatase activity. The record is from RefSeq and is a predicted model, not a curated record. Lineage: Eukaryota; Viridiplantae; Streptophyta; Magnoliopsida; Fabales; Fabaceae.
ACACAAGGCGGCGUGAAAUGUUUAAGUGGGAGCGUUGUUUUUCUGAGUAUUUAUUAAAGCAUUGUACAUGUAGUGAGAUUGCACUUACAUGAGUACUGAAAUGGGUUGUUGGGUGAGAUUGUGUUUGUCAGUGUUGUACUUCUCACUAAGUUCAGUGAUUGUUGAUGCUGACAAUGGUGACUAUGAAGUUCCCAUCCCAAGCACUCUGGAUGGACCCUUCAAGCCUGUCACCGUUCCUCUUGACCAGACCUUCCGAGGAAACGCCAUGGAUUUGCCACACACCGAUCCUCUGCUUCAAACAACCGCUCAAGGCUUCCAACCACAACAAAUAUCUCUCUCCCUCUCCUCUUCUCAUCACUCUGUUUCCAUCUCUUGGAUUACAGGGGAAUUCCAAAUUGGGGACAACAUAGAACCCUUAGAUCCUAAAAGUGUUGCGAGCUUAGUUCGAUAUGGAAGGUUCCGAAGGUCCAUGAGUCACCGAGCUACGGGUUAUUCCCUCGUUUACAGUCAACUUUAUCCUUUUGAAGGCCUUCAGAACUAUACCUCUGGAAUCAUACAUCACGUUCGUCUCACAGGUCUGAGACCCAACACACUCUAUCAAUAUCAAUGCGGAGAUCCUUCUUUGUCAGCAAUGAGUGAUGUUCAUUACUUCAGGACUAUGCCAGUUUCUAGUCCCAAGAGCUACCCUAACAGAAUAGCAGUGGUUGGAGACUUGGGUCUUACAUACAAUACCACAUCCACUGUUGACCACAUUAUCAGUAACCAUCCCGAUCUUAUUUUGUUGGUUGGAGAUGUUACUUAUGCCAAUCUAUAUCUAACUAAUGGUACUGGGGCAGACAGCUAUUCUUCCGCCUUUCCUGACACUCCCAUCCAUGAAACCUAUCAACCUCGUUGGGAUUACUGGGGAAGGUACAUGCAGCCUCUGAUUUCCAGUGUCCCUAUAAUGGUAAUAGAAGGGAAUCAUGACAUAGAACUACAAGCUGAAAACCAGACAUUUGUUGCUUAUAGUUCUCGAUUUGCUUUCCCAUCAGAAGAGAGUGGAUCAUCAUCCACUUUAUAUUAUUCUUUCAAUGCAGGAGGGAUACAUUUUAUAAUGCUCGGCUCCUACGCAUUGUAUGACAAAUCAGGGGACCAGUACAUGUGGCUGGAGAGGGACUUGGCUUCUGUUGACAGGGAAGUAACUCCGUGGUUGGUAGCUACAUGGCAUGCACCUUGGUACAGCACCUACAAGGCACAUUAUAGAGAAGCAGAGUGCAUGAGGGUAGAGAUGGAAGACUUGCUAUAUAAAUAUGGCGUUGACAUUGUCUUCAAUGGACAUGUUCAUGCGUAUGAGAGAUCAAACCGGGUAUACAACUACACAUUGGAUCCUUGUGGUCCUGUUUAUAUCACUGUUGGUGAUGGUGGUAACAGGGAAAAGAUGGCGAUCAAACAUGCUGAUGAACCUGGAGAGUGUCCAGAACCAUCAACUACACCAGAUCCCUUUAUGGGUGGCUUCUGCGCCUUUAAUUUUACAUCCGGCCCAGCUGCAGGUAACUUCUGCUGGGAUCGACAGCCUGAUUACAGCGCUUUCAGAGAAAGUAGCUUUGGUCAUGGCAUUUUGGAGGUGAAAAAUGAAACCCAUGCACUGUGGAUCUGGCAUCGCAAUCAAGACUUUUAUGGUAGUGCUGGAGAUGAGAUUUACAUUGUUAGGCAACCUCAAAACUGCCCACCGUUCAAACCAGCUACAUGACGUAAUGUAUUGAUUUACGAUGUUCAAUCCUUCUUUAAGACAAGUAACCCUUGAAAUGCUUUA